AAACAAGCGAGCUCACGUCUGACCGAUGAAGCUACCUAUUUACUUCCGGUUCAGAGUUCAUCUGCCUCUGAAUAAUAACAGAAGUGGAAACGGAGGGGAGCAGCAAAGAUGGAGUCCAGCGAGGAGGGGGGUCUCAGUGUCGGAGGCUCCGUGGGAGAGGACAACUACUUCCUGGGGUACACCUUCACCGAUCGCUCCCACUCCAGCCGGGUGGUGAAGAGCAUCAUGGAUCUGUGUUUGGAGGACGGCUUGUUCGCUGAUGUCACCAUCACCGUGGAUGGCAAAGAAUUUAACCUGCAUCGGCUGGUGCUUUCGGCACAAAGCAGUUUCUUCCGCUCUAUGUUCACUUCCAACCUCAAAGAGUCCCACAACCGCUGUAUUGAACUGAAGGAUGUCAGCGCCACUGUCUUUCAGUUGCUGAUUGAUUACAUCUAUCAUGGCACGAUUAAAUUGAAGGUGGAGGAGCUUCAGGAUACCUACGAGAUGGCAGAUAUGUAUCAGCUCACUGCACUGUUUGAGGAGUGUUCCCGCUUCCUCUCUCGGACAGUAGAGGUCAAAAACUGCCUACAGGUGAUGUGGCUAGCAGACAGACACAGUGACCAGGAGUUAUAUACUGCAGCAAAGCAUUGCGCUAAAAUCCACCUGGUGCAGCUGCGUCAGACUGAGGAAUUUCUCAAUCUGCCUCUCUGUCUUCUCCUGGACAUCAUCAAAGAUGGAGUUCCGAGCUCCCAGAAUCCUACGGUGGCCAUUGAGGUGUGGAUAAAUCACAACAAGGUUGAGAGAGAAGAGUUUUCUUGUAUUCUUCAAGAAAAUCUGAAGGAAAUCGGUGAGAAUGUCCAUAUUUACCUGAUUGGGAAAGAGGAGACGCGGACUCACUCCCUGGCUGUGUCGCUUCACUGCGACGAGGACGACGCGAUCAGCGUGCGCGGACAGAACAGUUUGUGCCAUCAGAUCACUGCGGCCUGUAAACACGGAGGGGACCUUUACGUGGUGGGGGGCUCCAUUCCUCGCCGCAUGUGGAAGUGCAACAUGCACACCAUGGACUGGGAGCGCUGCGCCCCACUGCCCAGAGACCGCCUCCAUCAUACCAUGGUCUCUGUCUCUGCUGAGGACGCUAUCUACUCAUUAGGGGGUAAGACGUUGCAGGACACACUCUCAAAUGCGGUCAUCUACUACACCGUGAAGGACAACGUGUGGACAGAGACCAGCCAGCUGGACACAGCGGUGUCCGGGGCUGCCGGUGUCAACUUGGGAGGUACCAUCUACCUGCUCGGAGGGGAGGAGAACGACAUGGACUUUUUUACUAAGCCUUCUCGACUGAUUCAGUGCUUUGACACGGCCUCCCAGAAAUGCCGGAUCAAACCGUACAUGCUGCCGUUUGCGGGCUGCAUGCACGCCGCGGUGCACAUGGACGUGAUCUUCGUCGUAGCCGAGGGAGACUCCCUGGUGUGCUACAACCCUCUGCUGGAGAGCUUCACCCGCCUGCGCUUCCCUGAGGUGUGGAGCUGUGUUCCUUCACUGUGGAAGGUUGCCAGCUGUAAUGGGUGCAUUUACGUCUUCCGAGACAAAUGUAAGAAAGGUGACGCGAACACGUUAAAGUUUAACCCGGCCACAUCCGUUGUCUACGUUAUCCGAGGUUUAAAAAUCCUCCUCACAAACUGGCAGUUUGUUUUGGCCUAAACUGUCCUCUGGAUGUUCAAACUGUGUUAGCAGGACAAUCAGAAUCAGACAUCCGUAGAUCUGCUCUAAAUGUAUUUGCUCAGCUGGUUUUUGUGUCACUCGUUCCAUGUUGACUUCAACCUCAGACCAGUAGAAAAAGUUUGACGUUUAUUUCACUUGCUCGUAUUAUUCCAUUGAGUCAUUGUUGGUUCCUUUAGCUCAGAGGACACAUGAUUUGUAGGAAUUCUGUAACAAGUGGUGUACUAAGCGUCUACGUUUCCUGUGCACUGAUUAGUUGUUGACAUGCAUGCACAGCUUCCGAUUAAAAACUUUACCCAACAUAAAACA
This is a messenger RNA of Gasterosteus aculeatus aculeatus (three-spined stickleback), 2007 nucleotides long. RefSeq names its product kelch repeat and BTB (POZ) domain containing 4 (gene kbtbd4). Gene Ontology annotation, molecular function: protein binding. NCBI's taxonomy places the organism in Eukaryota, Metazoa, Chordata, Actinopteri, Perciformes, Gasterosteidae. The record is from RefSeq and is a predicted model, not a curated record.